Molecule: messenger RNA, 1293 nt
Organism: Klebsormidium nitens
Lineage: Eukaryota; Viridiplantae; Streptophyta; Klebsormidiophyceae; Klebsormidiales; Klebsormidiaceae
Source: the annotation of a GenBank genome assembly
AUGGCAUUCGCUGACCUUAGCGACCAGCUUCCACCGCAGCCUGAGCGCAAGGAGUUAGGCGUGGACUUGUCUGUGCACAUGGAUUUUGCUUACCGCUCGGGUCUGAAACAGUUCAGCGAUAGAGUGAUCCGGGUACUUGUUCAGAGGGAGCCUCUAGAAGGAGGAGAAGAACUUCAGCAGCCGGAUAAAAGUACAAGCCAGGCCUAUGCUUCAGGUUGUGUCGCUUCAAAGGAGCUUACGGACUCUGAGCACCAAGUUCAAGCAGUUGACUUGGAGAUGCAACCAGUCGCGGGAAAUGAGUAUGGAGACGAAGACAGCGAAGGUAGCUCGUCUUACGACAUCCCGGUCAGCAGUGCCGUCAUCGCCGCCCAUUCCAUGUACUUCCGGAGGAUGCUGACGUCAGGCCUUCACGAGAGCCGCUCAAAGGACCAACCGAUUGUGGUUGCUCUCUCGCCAAGAGAGGCACAGAGCUUCAACGCUUUGAUCGAGUUUAUAUACACCCACGAAAUCAGCGCAACAGUCCGCUCAGACAAGGAAGAGCUCUGCUGGCUUCUCACAAUUGCGGACCGCUUCGAAACCGCGGCGUGCGUCCAGAUGUGCGUCCAGACGCUGACGUCAACACCCACGACGCUCGCUGACGCGGUCAUGUACGUCAGCCUGCCGGAGCCUGUGAAGCGGUGCGAGGCAGUUCGCGCGUUGAUAGAUACUAUUUCUACCCUGACGAACUGGUCUCUUGAGGAGAUAGCGGGCGCGGAUAGCGUUUGCGAUAUGGAAGAGGUCACCAUCAGGCGACUCGUUCUCGAGCUUCGGGGAAGCGAUGAGUACGAGGAGGGGCUCUGCAAAGUCUGUCUCCAGUGGUUCCGUUACGAGGGUCAGGACCGGUGGGGAGCUUUUGCGGCCCUCCUUGAGUUGCUCGAGUUUUGGCGCAUCAACCCGACUUUCAUCAGAGAGGAGCUAGAGAGCUGCCCCGAGGUAAGCGCUCCGGAGAGGCGGGCCCUGAUAGAUAAGCUGAAAAGCAUGGAACCACCUCAGGAAGACAAGACACCGGACGGAGCAGAUCAAGUCGGUCAUGGGGGCGCGCCUGCGGGCCACGGCUUAGGUCCAGCGGUCGCCGGAAACAACGCUCCUGCCGUCUUCCCUGGUGGAUCCGUUGGCGUCCGUGUCGGAAGAUCUCUCGCAUCCUUCACGUUGUUUUUGAUCAUUUUGGGCGCUAUUGAGGGGUUCGUGGUACCAGUGGUCUCCGAACUCGGACAGUUCCUCUCGCAAGCGGACAUCCGAAUGACAUUCCUUUAG